Molecule: messenger RNA, 3089 nt
Organism: Anneissia japonica
Lineage: Eukaryota; Metazoa; Echinodermata; Crinoidea; Comatulida; Comatulidae
Exons: 7
Coding region: 159-1214 (351 amino acids)
Source: RefSeq, a predicted model, not a curated record
AGAAAAAUUGCUUUAAUAAUGCUUUUUAUUAAGCCUGGCUAUUGUUACAGCCUAGCAGCAGCAAGCCUACUACUACAAGCCUUGGCUAGGCCUGUACUACUAGACUAGCCUGGCACCAACACUAGUAGUACUAGUAGGAGGCCUGCCUAGCCUAGAAAAUGAAUUCUGAAGGAGCAACCCAGAGGCCAAUGAUAAGUGUAAUGCUUAUGUCGGAGCUUGUUAAAUGUCCACCUAGUUUCUUUGAAAUAAGACAGGACGUCGGACGAGAGCACCCCAUUUUCAUUCACGAUCACCACAAAGUUAAUGUGUGUGUUCAUUCAUCCAAAUACAAAACAUGGUUUCCAGACACUCUUGGAGAAAUUUUGAAAGUUCACAAUGAAACGGAGUUGGAAAGUUUGUCACGAAGUCUUCUUUCAAAACCAUUGUUCUUAGAUGUUCAUCUUGAAAGGAACUCAAAGCUUGCAAAUCACCGACACAUCACCACAGGUGAUUUUGCUGUAGUGGUAAACCCUGAGCACCCAGUCAUCAGGCAGCAGAUGGCAAAGAUCCUAGAGGAGGGCAAAGCAGAUAUGAGUGCAGGGAGAAGUUUUGCCUUGGAGUUUGAGUUUAAUGAUGUGAUCAAGGCUUGGUUCAAACAAUUGAUGUCAGAGGAUGGAAUUACCGACUCUGCCUGCUACACUCUGUGGGAGUGUAACCAUGGUAGAAUUGUCAUCACAAACUCAUCAGAGUACCUUCACUGUUAUGAUGUCUCUCUUGAAAAUACCAUCAUAUGGAUGAUCUGUCUCCCUUGCUGUCUACUCACCUGCCCAUGUUAUCGGGUACAUAGAUGCUUUUCUUGCGUGGAUCGCUCAGUAACUGUACAGGGAGAAGUUGUGUAUGUAUCGAUGAAUCGUUGGCAACGUACGUUGACAGCUGCUGCCAUUAUGCAAGCUAUUCAGUCUCAGAUGCAGUCACCCCGCACUCAAGUCGUUGGACCUCCACAAGCUUAUAACACAGUUAAUCCACCUGUCACAACUCAACCGCAGACUGCUUACCCCGGUUAUCCUCAUCCAGCUCAGCAUCAGCAAGCAACUUACCCCUACCCAGCUCAGCCAGCCCCGCAUCCACAAGUGGCAUAUCCCUCAGCUUCACAACCAGCCCCAAGACCACAGCUGCCAUCCUAUGAUGAGGUUAUGAGGAACACGACUGGUGACAACACUAAACUUAUUCAGUAAUUAGUUGAUUGAUAAACAUCUGUCUUCAUUAUUCUUUUAUUUAUUUGUUGUAGUAUUUUUUUAGUGAUAGAUUCAGUCUGCCGAAAAUAAAGAGACUUGAAAAUUAAAAAAAUAAAUAUAAAAAUAUAAUCUAUAAAAAGAAUAUAUUGGAUACAAUCAAAUAUAUGAAUGAUUAGUAUUAUAUAUACAUAUCUUGUUAAAAAAAAUGUUUUGGCUCACAGUUUCUGUAAAUUUAUAAAUAAAGACUGAAUUGUGUAAUGAAGAAGCAAUUUCUCCAUAUAAUGGUUUAUGGAUUGUCAAUUUUUUCCACUUGCUGAAAACACAUCUUGUAAAAAAAAUUCUCGCUGAAAACACAUCUUGUAAAAAAAAAUGGGGUUUUUUUGGUACAGAGUUUCUGUAAAUUUACAAAUACAGAAUUUUGUAAAUGAAGAAAUUCCACCAUCUAAUGGUUUAUGGAUUGUCAAUUUUUUUCCACUUGGUGACAACACUUAAGACAGAAUGUAAUUAAAAUACUAACAUACUCUAUGUAGAGGUAGAUAAUAAAGGUAAAACUUGAGUGUAGACAGAGAUGCAGGGCGUGCGGACCCCCAUGGCAGCAAACUAGUUCAACCAAGUGGGUUGAUAUGCUAAAAUUAACCAUUAAUUUUCAUUGGAAUAUGGAAUUAGUUAGAAACAGGGGCCCCUAUGAGCUUCAAUUGUUAGGCAAGGGAUCAAAUCUAAAUGUGGGGAUAAGACAAUGCAAUAUAAGACAAUCUUCAAUCUUUAAUAUUAAUUUUAAUUAUUUUAGUAUUAAUUGUUAAUAUAUACACAUAUGAUAUACUGUAUAUUUUAAAAUCUCUAGAAUUAUAUAUUAUUUUAAUUUUUUGGAACAUUAAAUGUUGACCAUAUUUAUUAUUUAACUGUUCAGUGUUUAAUAUUUUAUCUUGAAUAGGUUGUAAAAGCAUGUGAAUAAAAAACAAGAAACAUAAUACAUAUACAUUACUAAUGGUAGGCCUACCCUAUAAUUAGGGUAAUAUAAUUAGCUCAUAGAUGAUAUUCAUUAUUUCCACUUUUGAUUGAUUGGUUGAGUAAAGACAUUAUUAAUCUUAGUUCAUUUUAGCAAUGUAAGCUAUCUCAGCAAUUGACUUCAAUAUACAUAAAUGCUUCUACUUACCAUUGUUAUGUUAUGUUGUAUGUCAUGUUCAAAACCUUGGUUGUGCUUCUGUUUUGCUAUUUGCAUUUUCAGAAUAGUUCUGCAUGAUGAUUUAUGUCUAUUAUCUCGUAUAUAUUUUAUAUAAGCCUGUAUAUGUGCUAAACUUGAUAUCACAGAUUCUACUACUGUACAGUUUCAAGUUUUCUGGGGUUGCACCUUCUAUUGGGUUGCACCCUCUAUUGGGUUGCACCCUCUAUUGGGUUGCACCCUCUAUUGGGUUGCACCCUCUAUUGAGGGUCUCUAUUGGGUUGCACCCUCUAUUGGGUUGCACCCUCUAUUGUAUAUAAUAUAGGAUUUGUUUGUGACACAAAAACAUUUGAUAUCAAGCCUUUUGAUUUUUGUGGUAUUUUCUAUGUUAUUUUUUUAAAUAUUUUAAAUUUUUCUAAGUCUCCCCAAAUUCAUUUUAAUUUCUGCAAUGAUUUAUUUACUUAUUUUUUUAUUUGAAAUCUUGGAAUUUUCAGUAUAAUACCGCAUGAUGAUUUAUGUAUAACCUCGUGUAUCAUUUUAUAAGAAGCUGGUACAUGUGCCAAACACGAUACAGUAAUACAAUAGAAGUUUUUUUGCCGUUACGCUCUCUAUUGUAAUUGUAUAUUGUUUUUUUGAAAAUAUAACAUUGUUUGCGUUAUAGUAAUUAUGUCUGAACAAAGUAUAGAAUAAAAGUUCAUAAAUGUUGUCAGCAUUGA